UGCUUUCAAUGAAAAAGAGGGGGGCGCGAAGGAGGAGGCGUCGGCGUCGGUGGCGGCGGCGUCGGCGGCGCGGAGGAGAAGGCGGCGGUGGGCGCAGAGACGAGGGCGAGCCAGGGGGCCGAGAGGGCGGGAGGGCGUAGUGGUGGCCCAUCGGGGCGGCUGAGGCGGGCAGCUGAAGCGGUAGCUCUCGGAGUGGAAACAAAGACCGGCGGCUGAGGCGGCAGAGGAGCGGCGGUGGCGGCGCUGCAGCAGCUGGCGGGACUGGUAUGGUGGUUCCACAGGUCAGACCCCGCUGCACUCAAAGGGAGGAGGCGGUGGCAGCGGCGGAGGAAGGCGGCGCACCUCGAGAGGCAUGCCCAAAGAAAAAUACGACUCUCCUGACCCUCGGAGGAUGUACACAAUCAUGUCCUCUGAGGAAGCAGCAAAUGGAAAGAAAUCACAUUGGGCAGAGCUUGAAAUAAGCGAUCGAACCCACGUGCUAGGAAAAGUAAGAAGCUUAAGCUCAUCUUUGUGGUCACUAACUCACUUGACAGCUUUGCAUCUGAGUGACAAUUCCCUGUCCCGCAUUCCUUCAGACAUUGCCAAGCUUCACAAUCUGGUGUAUCUGGACCUGUCCUCUAAUAAAAUCCGUAGUUUACCCGCAGAACUCGGAAACAUGGUAUCACUCAGGGAGCUCCAUUUAAAUAACAACCUGUUACGAGUUCUACCUUUUGAGCUGGGAAAACUGUUUCAGUUGCAGACUUUAGGCCUAAAAGGAAAUCCACUUACCCAAGAUAUAUUGAACCUCUAUCAGGAACCAGAUGGAACAAAAAGGCUACUGAAUUAUUUGCUUGAUAAUUUGUCAGGUACUGCAAAAAGAAUUUCAACAGAACAACCACCUCCAAGAUCUUGGAUUAUGUUGCAAGAACCAGAUAGAACAAGGCCAACUGUUAUCUUUCCUACAGCCUUGUUUUCUGUCAUGUGCUAUAAUGUUCUUUGUGAUAAAUAUGCGACCCGGCAGUUAUACGGCUACUGUCCAUCAUGGGCACUAAAUUGGGACUACAGGAAAAAGGCUAUUAUUCAAGAAAUCUUGAGCUGCAAUGCUGAUAUUAUAAGUCUUCAGGAGGUUGAAACAGAACAAUAUUACAGUUUUUUUCUGGUAGAACUGAAAGAACGUGGUUAUAAUGGAUUCUUUAGUCCUAAAUCUCGAGCUAGGACAAUGUCAGAACAAGAAAGAAAACAUGUUGAUGGCUGUGCAAUAUUCUUCAAGACUGAAAAAUUUACUUUGGUUCAGAAACACACUGUUGAAUUUAAUCAGCUAGCAAUGGCAAAUUCAGAAGGGUCUGAAGCUAUGCUGAACAGAGUCAUGACAAAAGAUAACAUUGGAGUUGCAGUACUGCUAGAACUUCGAAAGGAAUUGAUUGAAAUGUCAUCUGGAAAGCCACAUCUUGGAACAGAAAAACAACUUAUUCUUGUGGCUAAUGCUCAUAUGCAUUGGGACCCUGAAUACUCUGAUGUAAAGUUGGUACAAACUAUGAUGUUCCUCUCAGAAGUAAAGAACAUUAUUGAUAAAGCUUCUCGAAGUCUCAAAUCCAAUGCAUUGGGAGAAUUUGGAACUAUUCCACUUGUGUUAUGUGCAGAUCUUAAUUCUUUGCCUGACUCUGGUGUUGUAGAAUAUUUGAGCACUGGUGGAGUAGAAACAAAUCAUAAAGACUUUAAGGAACUGAGAUAUAAUGAAAGUCUUAUAAACUUCAGCUGCAAUGGGAAGAAUGGAAUGACCAACGGAAGGAUCACUCAUGGUUUCAAGUUAAAGAGUGCCUAUGAGAGUGGCCUGAUGCCUUACACAAAUUACACAUUUGAUUUCAAGGGUAUAAUUGACUACAUCUUCUAUUCUAAACCUCAACUGAACACUUUAGGCAUCCUGGGACCUCUGGACCACCAUUGGCUAGUUGAGAAUAAUAUCAGUGGCUGCCCACACCCACUUAUCCCCUCCGACCACUUCUCACUUUUUGCACAACUGGAGCUCUUACUGCCUUUCCUGCCCCAAGUUAAUGGCAUUCACCUUCCUGGCAGGAGGUAGUCAAGUACCUACAGAGGAUAACCUCAGUUUUAUUUGUAAACUUGUGAAAAAUCUGAAUAUAGGGAAGUGAGGUAUUGCCACUAGGGAUUUUUCUUAAUGAUGAUUUGAAUUUUCAAUCUGAUUAUUUGAAAUAAGGAUAAAGUAUGAAAGCCAGGUGCUAGCAACAAAUUCUGAGCCCAAUAUGCUUUAUAUACUGCUAGACAGGGAUUGGUGUGUUUGCACCUAUCUUUAAUUUGUUACAAGUAAUUUUCCUGUUUCUUCUAUCGAGUAUAAUAUUUUCAUGCCUUGAAAUAGGAAAAUGUUUGAACAGCAUAUUCUCUUUGCACAGAAAUCUGUAGCACUACUUUUUUGAGGCCAGUAGUAACAUCCAGAGACCAUUCUUCCAGACUUCCUCCUUUUUCAGACUUGUUUGUAAAAUAUAGAAUUUAGCCUUGAUGAUUGUAUAUGAUCCACAGAAGACCUGAUUUAUGAAAUUUUUAUACUUAAAAAAAUCAGAUUUGAAAAUGAUUGUAUUGUAAACUAAGGCUAAAUUUUUUUUUUUUAAAUCCUGUUUCCUGUGUUCUGAAGGCCAGCUUGUAAAAGAGUUGCAACAGACAUUCUCUGCAAUGAUUUGCACUGUUAGGGUUUUGUUAGCCCUUUUGUACUACUUUAUUUUUAAAUUGAGAACAAUUGUUCUUUAAAUCUAAGUCUGCUUUAAACCUUAGGACAUUUUCUUGGACCAGCAGCAACUUAUUCAUGAGUUCCUGAAUUUUUACAAAAACUCUCUCUCUACCAGGACAGAUAAGCUGAACAGUGAUCUGUAGGCAUUUAUGGACUGAAUGUGAUGGUUGAUUAUAUGUACAUUCUGAUAUUUUUAAACCUUUAACUGUUUUUAAGUUAUAAACUUAUAGCUGCUUAGGUACAGCUUCUUAACUCCUCUUUGAGACACUUCCUGUCCUAUCUCCACUGUGCCUGCCUAAAUUUGUUCUCACCAAGCACUGCCUGUGCAUGCAGAGAAAAUCUGUGCAUCCUCUUUUAUAUUUUUUAAAUACUGUUUAACAUUUGUGAGAAUUUUAUGAAAAUGCUUUUGUAUGAGCUGUGGCUUUUUUCUCAUUGUGAAGCAUUGAAUAUCAUAUUUUGGAAUAUGUUCAUAGGGUGGGUCCCUGGGUCUUUGUACACCAGACCCAAGCACUGCUUCUAGGUGUCAUUAUACAGUGCUGUUUGUCACCCAGAAUACUACUAUCAUGUGAAUUAUUUUUGGUUAUCUAUGUAUUCCUUAUGUAUGUUUUUUUAAUCAUUCCUUUUUUAAGAAAAAGUAAUUUUCCAUUCAUGAAGCAGUAUGACUUAGAUGUGUUUUCAAAACAGGUCCCUAAGGCAAUUCUUCAGAUCAUUUUUAAAGUGACUAAGUCAUUUUAGUGUCAACCAAGAUAAAAGUUAUAUGUACCCUGUGUUUUGCCCAUAGUGCCAUUAGUAGAUUUGAGAUUAAAGCCAGCUUUAACUGUGCAAAGUUAAAUUGUAUAUGUUCUGUUCUCAUUCAUUCUUCUCUCAAAAAUCAAAUGAAUUCAGAGGGAGCUAACUGCUUUUGUUUCAACUGCAGGCAGGGCAGCAAAAGGACACCAUGUGAGCAUUAAGAAAAAAAUUGUUGAGUGUUGUUAACAAUUUUUAUACAGAGAAUGAGUCAUUUUGGAUAAUGACUUAAAAUUUUAUGAAAAACAUUCAGCACUUAAAUGUGCUUAUUCUGUUUUUUAAGAGAAAAAUAAAAUUAUAUACUGUUUAAAUAAAUGAUUUUUUCUUUUUCUUUUCUUUUUUUUUUCCUGAAGAAAUUCUUCAAAGGUUUUGAUCUUGAAUCUUUUGUCUUGGACCUGGUUUUUCCUUUAAGUUUUAUGUUUUGUUUUAUUUUUUUUAUUUUAAGAUUUUGUUGUGAUGGUUUUUCUUUCUUUCUUUUUUUUUUUUUUUUAAGUUUUAAUGACACAAACAUAUCCAGUUUAUAAUCAGUACAUUGGAAAACAUGUAGAACCAGUACAUAACUUUCUAUGGUAUGUUAGUUUUGGUUUGGUUUGGUUUCUUUUUUUUUUUUUUCUAAGUGUGAAUAAAGGUGUGUUUACUUAUUUUUCCUAAACACUGUGUUGGUAACGUGUGCAUCAUGAGAAUUUCCAGUUUUCCAGUGAGGGUGAGCUAGAGCUGGUUGGACUGAUGAGACCAAGGAAGCUGCUUUUCCUAUGACCUGCAUUAUGUAAUCACGGGUCCAGAGAGCUUUGUGGAAAGGGAGUGGAGGAGCACUUAACUCAUUUUAUAUGUGUUAAUGAAAUAUGUAUUCUUUUCAUAGAUGCUGGAAUUAGAGUGCACUUGUUAGAUGCUAAAGGUUUGAGCUUUAUACAUAAUGUUUUCAUCUGUAUUUGUUAUUGUCUACAAUAUAUUUGAAUUUGGGGACAGCAUAUUAAGAUAUAAUGGCCUGUUAUGUCUUGAAAAUACUUGGUUUUGCCUCUUUCAGGCAUACCGCAUUCUGUGGGUCAGCUUGAACAGCCUCUAUGUAGAUCGUGAUAAAUUGAACCAAGAGUGUUGUAGAUUUACAACAAUAACCUUCAAAAGAGAAAGAAAAUAUUUUGAGUCUAUAGAGAAUUUUAAACAGUCACACCAAAAUAGAUUAUACUUUUGUUAAGCAAGGUCUUGUGUUUUAAUAUUUUCUGUGUCUUGAAUAAUUUCCAGUAAUCUAUACUUACUAAAUGCAAUAAAACUAGUCUGUUUUUACAAUGUAGAUUAUUUUUCAGAAAUUCUGUCAGGAACAUAUUUAAUGUUUUGCCAUAAUGUAAUUUCAGUGUUCCUGUAGGAUAAAUCCAAAUUAGGAAUGUUUUACAGAAAAUAUGGGGCGUGUUUUCUGUUUUAAAGAUGAGAAAUUUGGAGGCACUCAAUUCCUUGUUGUAAAUCUCUUGAAGUACAGUUUACCAUAUUUGUGGUGAUUAUUUAUGCUUUGAGAAUUUAAAAUAAUGUUCAUCAAGAUUAAUUUAUGGUCUAAUUUAAACUACAGUUAUAGAAAUAAAUUGAUUGCAACUUUAAUAGUCCCAGAAGAUAAGCAAAGAACAUCUCCAAGAAAUGUGUUUUUGUUUGUAUUUUUAUUUGAUUUGGUAACAACCAGUAAAACAUUUUUAGGGUUAGCACUUUUGAAACCUAAGGACAUCAUUAAAUUUGGUAAAAUGCACUUCUGAAUAUUGAAAUUGUAAUUUCAAAGCUCUUCUAAGAUUCAGAUUUUCAAAAAUAACAUUCAAAUUUUAGAGUUCCACAUUUUUACUAUUUAAACUUACAGAAUUAAUUUCCAUCAUGAUAAAAGGGUUGGGGGCUAUGUCAUAUAAGGACAAAAGCCAAUCUAGGCAAAAUAGUCUUUUAAUGAUUCAUUCAGAAUAUUCAGUACAUACAUUGCAGAUAAUUCAUAGAACACCUUAAGCAAGUUUUUCUCCCCCAAUCAAAAGCAGUAUUUUAAGAUGUUUGCUUUGCUCUUCUUUUUGGUUACAUAAAUUUUAAAAACUGGUAUGUUGAUGUGGUGUCUAAAAUAGAGUAUCUAGUCAUUUUACUCACAGUACAUUAUAUUGUGUAAUGCACUGGACUAUCUCUUGUUUACCAUUCAUAUAUCAAAACCCAGCACAUUAUCUGCACUAAGCUCUAAGAAUGUCACAUUUGCCUAGGCAGCUCUUUGAUAAGGGUAAUGGGAAACUGAAUUUAUACCAUGUGGACUGGUGGUAACAAGGGCUUUUACUGUUCUUUUCAGUGGAACCUAUUUGGUCAAAUUGUAACUAGCUAGUAUUAUAUUUAUAUACAGGGUCUCUUUUCUUUACCGAUGUAUUUUCCUACUCAUAGCCAACCAAUAAAUUCAAUAUCUGUUUCAAAUAUUUUAAAAGUGUAAUUUGUAUAGUUGUAGUACUUAGGUUUGAGAAAAAUAACUGUUAAUCAGCAGACCACAUAUUUAAAAUUUUCAGUCAUCUGGGACAGGGUUAUAACUCACCCUUUCAAAGGGACGAGUAAAUGGGGACAGGGCCACGAUAUGGGGAAAUGGUGUAAACAUAUGUAUUUCCUUAUUGGCUGUCUUAUUCUGUGUAACACUCAUAUAUUUGCCAAAGUUCAAUGUUAUAUUUAGGCACCUGAUGAUCUUUUUGAAUUUAGGAUUUUUGUUGUUGCCAUAUACCUCAUAAUAUAAGAAAUGGACUGAUGUGUCUUACGUCUUUUGGAAGGAGGUUGACAUAUUUUAAAUAAAUGCUUUUAAAUACAGUAGCAAA
Molecule: messenger RNA, 6303 nt
Organism: Marmota monax (woodchuck)
Lineage: Eukaryota; Metazoa; Chordata; Mammalia; Rodentia; Sciuridae
Gene: Cnot6
Product: CCR4-NOT transcription complex subunit 6
Exons: 13
Coding region: 353-2059 (568 amino acids)
Biological process (GO): nuclear-transcribed mRNA poly(A) tail shortening
Cellular component (GO): CCR4-NOT complex; nucleus; cytoplasm
Molecular function (GO): protein binding; poly(A)-specific ribonuclease activity
Source: RefSeq, a predicted model, not a curated record